Messenger RNA from Leptidea sinapis, 4007 nucleotides. RefSeq names its product AMP deaminase 2. The record is from RefSeq and is a predicted model, not a curated record. Gene Ontology annotation, cellular component: cytosol. The transcript is spliced from 17 exons. NCBI's taxonomy places the organism in Eukaryota, Metazoa, Arthropoda, Insecta, Lepidoptera, Pieridae. The coding region runs from base 65 to 2356 and encodes 763 amino acids. Gene Ontology annotation, biological process: IMP salvage; AMP metabolic process. Gene Ontology annotation, molecular function: AMP deaminase activity.
GCGUAGAAAAUACAGCGAGUCGCGCGCGUGUUGUGUUUUGUGAUUGGUUUGUUACUGUAUUGACAUGGCAGCCGGGUUCGUCGGCUCCACCAAAAACUUCCCGUUCUCUUUCGAUGUGGAUGUUGACGAGGAUGACACUUCGCAGGAGUCAGCGCUCAGCAAGCGAAUAGGCAGCGAGAGUCCCACAAGUGCAGUGGGCGCGGAAGCCCCCCGGGAACUCCCCAACGAACUGUCGGCGCCCUACGAAGUGCCGCAGUUCCCCAUCGAGCAGAUAGAGAAGAAGCUCCUCAUCCAGAGACAGCUGAAUGUCAAAGCUGCAGAAUGCAGUCAAUCCGCGCGGUCCUUCGCGGGCAGCGAGGCCGGUGGUGCAGCAUCCGUGUUUGAGGAGGCAGCGCGGCUGCGACCUGAUGAUGACGACAUGGACAUCAUUCUGCCGCACUUCCAGCGAGUGGCUAUCAGCGGGGAGGACACUUCGGGGGUACCACUUGAAGAUCUGCAGCAGGCGUCAUCCUACUUAGUGCAGGCGCUGGAAAUCCGCAAGAGAUACAUGAAGAUGUCCAGCCAGAAUUUCGAGAACAUUACCGCCAGGUUCCUGAGGACUAUGGAUCCGGACAACGCUAAUAAUCAUACUCCCUGUGUGAGCGUUCCCAAUAAUCACAUUGCUGACCACAUAGUCCACCCGCCAUUCAAAGACAAGGACCCGUGGGAAUGCCACAUGCCGGAGCCCAAGGACUACACCAUCCGCGCAGACCGCGGCGUGUUCAACGUGUACCGGGACGCCGCCUGCAGCCAGUGCGUGCCUUAUCCCUACGUUACGCUGCCGGAGUACAUCCAGGACAUGAAUGUCAUGUGCACCAUGAUCGCCGACGGACCGCUGAAGUCGUUCUGCUACCGCCGGCUCAGCUACCUGUCUUCGAAGUUCCAGCUGCACGUUUUGCUCAACGAGUUGCGAGAGCUAGCCUCGCAGAAGGCUGUGCCUCAUAGAGACUUCUACAAUAUUAGGAAAGUGGACACUCACAUCCACGCCGCGUCGUGUAUGAACCAGAAGCAUUUACUGCGAUUUAUCAAGAAAACAUUGAAAAAUCACGCUGACGAGGUGGUGACCCUGCACAAAGGGACCCCGAUGACGCUGAAGGCUGUGUUCCAGUCCAUGAACUUGAGCACGUACGACCUCACUGUCGACAUGCUGGAUGUGCACGCGGACCGCAACACGUUUCAUCGUUUCGACAAAUUCAACGCCAAAUACAAUCCAAUCGGCGAGAGCAGGCUCCGGGAGGUGUUUCUGAAGACUGACAACUACAUGAACGGAAAAUAUUUCGCUAGGAUUAUUAAGGAAGUAGCAUCGGAUCUAGAGGAGAGUAAAUACCAGAACGCAGAGCUACGGCUGUCCAUCUACGGCAAGAGUCCGACCGAGUGGGCCAAACUCGCCAAGUGGGCCAUCCAGUAUGACGUGCACUCCAACAACGUGCGCUGGCUCAUACAGAUACCGCGACUUUAUGAUAUCUUCAAAUCGAACAAAAUCAUGAACAACUUCCAGGAGUUCCUCAGCAACAUUUUCCUGCCCUUAUUCGAGGUCACUAAAGAUCCCAAUAGCAAUCUAGAGCUGCAUAAGUUUCUUACUCACGUGAUAGGGUUCGACAGUGUGGAUGACGAAUCAAAACCGGAAAACCCGAUACUGGAUCCCGAGGUGCGCGCGCCGCCCCAGUGGGAUGACGAAGAGAACCCGCCGUACGCUUACUACUUGUACUACAUGUAUGCCAACAUGACAGUCCUCAACCACUUUAGGAAGGAACAGGGCCUUAACACAUUCGUGCUUCGUCCCCACUGCGGCGAGGCGGGUCCGGUACAACAUCUGGUGUGCGGGUUCAUGUUAGCAGAGAACAUUUCCCACGGAUUACUGCUCAGGAAGGUUCCAGUUCUCCAAUACCUGUACUACCUCGCACAAAUAUAUAUUGCCAUGUCGCCGCUCAGCAACAACUCACUGUUCCUAAACUACCAUCGCAAUCCGCUGCCCGAGUUCCUGGCGCGAGGACUGUGCAUCACCCUCAGUACGGACGAUCCGCUGCAAUUCCACUUCACUAAGGAACCAUUGAUGGAAGAGUACAGCAUUGCAGCUCAGGUUUGGAAGCUGAGUUCAUGCGACAUGUGUGAGUUGGCCCGUAAUUCUGUGCUUAUGUCGGGUUUCCCACACGAGAUGAAACAAUAUUGGCACGGCUCUAACUACAUGAAGGAGGGUGUUGCCGGUAAUGAUAUAACUCGUACAAACGUGCCUGAUAUUCGUAUCUCGUUCCGUUACGAGACAUUACUGGAUGAACUUACGAAUAUAUUCAAGGAUGGAAUGUCGGCUUGCAGAUAAACAUCCCCAACAGAACAGUGGAUGCUCCAAUUGUAUAAAAAAUUACAUUGACAACACGAUCUUAAGCGUCCUGAUCGUUGACCUCAUAUUGACUAUACUAAACGUAACUCUCAAAAUGUUGACUUCUGCUCCUUUGAUCUUAAUAUAUAUCAUGAUUGUAGCUUGCAAUUGCCCCAAAUGUGUCUUUUUAAUGUGAUAAGUAUAACAUUUAAUGUGGAUUGAUUGUGCGGUUUUUUUGCUUUUGGAAAUUACUUUAUAAAUGUUGUUUGAUAAAUCGUUUUUACACACUUUUUUUUUAUAAAUUAAAUUAUAACCAAUUUAUUAUAAUUUUUUAUUUGAAUCAUUUUUAAGUAUAUGAACAUUUCAAAAAUGUACAAAUUAUAACGUCUUAAAAGGGUUCUUUUUGAUUAAGUUGUCUUUUGUGUUUAUAUUUAUAUAUCAUUUGUAAGAAUUUUCUCUUAGUAACUAAGUGCCUCCAAAUGCGAAUAUAAUAUUAGGUGCUUAUUGAAGUUAACUUCUAACGUUAUUAUUUUACAUUAUUAAUAGUACGGAUGCCUACAAUACUAAUUUAUAUACAUGAAGCCAUUCAUCUAUUCAAUUGCAUUGGGAUCUUUGGAUUCAAGUAUAAAAUAUUAAAAUAUCGUAGGAACCCUUAAUAUUAAAAAUGUCUACGAUCCGCGAUAAUAAUUUUUUUUAAUAAUCAUAUUUGUCUGAAUUAUGAUGUUAAAAACGAAUUUAAUAUUAGAUGAUGUUUGGAUGAAUACCAUGAACGUUUAAUGUGCAUUGUACGCACGAUUAUUUCUUAGUAUGUUUAACAUAUAACAUGCUUUUAUUUGUAUUUAUAAUUAGGAUUUAUUUCCUAGAAGUUUACAUAUAUUGUAAUGAUCUUAGUUUUGCAUCCGAUCUGUAAAUGAGAGUAUGACUAACCCUUAUGUAUGACUUUUUUGUUGUCGAAAAGGUCUUCAAGUCUCUUGAUCUGAAUGGUUUAAUUUUUUUUUAAUUUUGUGAUCCACUCGAAGUAAAUAAGUGAUAAUUUAAGAUAACUUCUAGAAAAUACUUCUUUUGUGUUUGAUGUUGUUUAUACCAUUAGUAACUUGUUAUAAAAUGUUUUUACCGUGUGAUUGUUGACUUUCUGUGUUUUUGCUUCAAUCAUUAUGACUAAAUCUAUUAGUUAUUCUUUUAAUCUUUAACGUGUUUUCCUUGAGGUAAAUGUUGAGCACAAGGUAUUGCUUCUAUACAUAGAAAAAACAUUAUUUGGUAACAGUUCUAUUAAAACUGUAGUAAAUUGGAUAUCGACAGGCAUUAAACAGAUGCGUAUUAUCAAUUUAUAUAAGCAAAUAUGCAUUCUUUACAGUUUACAGUACUGGGUUGAUUAGCCAAUAAAAGUAACCUGGAUUUUUCCUCAGCAUUCACCUCAAAGCUAAAAUGUAGACGUUAGUUCGAUGUAGUGCAGUAAUCAUGUCUCUACUCUUCUGUUAAAAUAUGGUGUCUUACCCAAUAUUCAUCUAUGAAUUUUUUAUUACAGUUUGGUAUCCCCAUGGUACAUAUUAGAUACAUAAUAUUAUAACAUUUCUAUCUGAUACGUUAAAGUAUAAUUUUUAUACGCUAUAUUUAUAAUGAUAAAAAGUUAAAAAUAAACGUGCUCCUUGGA